Molecule: messenger RNA, 441 nt
Organism: Quercus robur (English oak)
Lineage: Eukaryota; Viridiplantae; Streptophyta; Magnoliopsida; Fagales; Fagaceae
Product: RING-H2 finger protein ATL70-like
Exons: 1
Coding region: 1-441 (146 amino acids)
Source: RefSeq, a predicted model, not a curated record
AUGUUUUCCCCACCUCCACAUCCUCUUCUUUCAUCACCACCGCCACCAUCACCUGCUGCUCAUGAUCAUGGUCAUGAUCAUUCCCUCCCAAAGUUCGAGAUGGAAUUAACAUUCGCCGCUCUUGUAUUAUUGGCAAUAUUCUUGUGCCGUAAACAGUGUAGUAACACUAAUGAAACUCAGCCUCGAACCCAACAACACGAUAUCGAACUUGGACUCCCUGAAAAUACAGCACAAGCUGAUCAUCAUGUUCCUUCUCACCACGUUCCUGAUCUGUGUGCUAUCUGCUUGGAGGACUUUGAAGAUGGAGAUGUGUGUAGGAAACUUUACGCGUGCAAACAUACCUUCCAUAAGCAGUGCGUGGAUAAGUGGCUAACUAUAAAUACGCACUGCCCACUUUGCCGUGGUUCUGCUAAGGCUGCGGCUUCAGCAAAUCAGAACUAG